This is a messenger RNA of Microplitis mediator, 3105 nucleotides long. Its product is annotated as putative ankyrin repeat protein RF_0381. Lineage: Eukaryota; Metazoa; Arthropoda; Insecta; Hymenoptera; Braconidae. The transcript has 2 exons. Gene Ontology annotation, molecular function: protein binding. Bases 357 to 2975 code for a protein of 872 amino acids. The record is from RefSeq and is a predicted model, not a curated record.
CAGUUACAAAAUUCCCGGUAGUGGAAGCGAUACCUCAUUAUCUUUUUGGGAAUUCCGAGACGAGUUUAAUAAUGUGGCGCUAUCUUUUUCCAUAGAUGACACAUUAUUACUUUAUAACCACAUCGAACCAUAACAGCUGACAGCGUGUGCUAUCGGUAUUAUCUAAACAGAAAACGGCUGCAAGAACUCAAAAUAUUUUUAGUAAACUUGUAGUCAUGAAUCCGGAAGUGUAACUUUCAUUUUUUAUUCUUAUAUAUAUUUCAAUAGAAAAUACUCAGUGUGCAAAAUCUAACACUUAGCAGCGGAAAGAGAACAAAAAUAAUCUAGUUAUUACAAGACUUAAGCAGAUUAAUACAAUGGCCACAUUCGAGAAUACAAAUGACGUUUUUGGAUAUGAGGAAGUUCGAGAAAAAAUACUUGCAGGUGAGAUGGACGUAAACACACAAUAUCCAGGAAUCUCUGAUUACGAUCCACCAAUCCUUGAAAUAUCGAUUAAUGAACAAGACACCGAAUUAUUCGAUUACCUUCUCCAGCACGACGUGGAAGUUAAUAGAAUUAUUCCAUUCCGUAAUCAAGCAAUUUAUUUAGCAGUCAACUUUGACGACAUGGAGUACACUGAGAAAUUACUAAAUGCAGGUGCCAUUUGUCCCCCCGUAGAAGAAAGAUACGGAGAAACAUUAGAUGCUAAUAAACUAUUACAACUAGCUAUUGAAAGAAAAAAUAAAGAAAUGGUCAAAUUAUUACUAGAAAAACUAGAUAAAUAUAUCGAUCCUUUCGAUAAAAUCGAAGCUUUUCAGUUUGCUACUGAUUACAAUGAUCCUGAAUUAUCAUUUGAACAGAUUCCGUUUGCUUCAUUAUUAGCCGCUGUGGAACAAAACAGAAUAGAAGUUUUUAAAAAAAUGGCUUCACAAAACGCUGUUCACCUUGAAUAUUUACUCGAAGUCGCCAUUCAGUAUAAUAGGUACGAAUUUGUUGAGUAUAUGCUUAAUAUUGGCGCUGAUGUCAAUUAUUGUUCAAAUGCUCCACCCUUACAUAUCGCCACUGAAAAUGAAAAUAUACCGAUAAUUGAAUUAUUGAUAAGAAAAGGAGCUGAUACAGAUGUACGUACGGCAUUUCGAAAGCCUGCUUUGGAAAUUGCUUGCGAUAAGAAGAAUAUCAAAAUCAUUGAGAUAUUAAUUGCUGCAGGUGCUGAUGCAACUAACUCAUUCGAUAUUAAUAACUCACUUCAUUGUGCAAUUAUUCAAAAUAAUUAUGAAAGAAUCGAAAACUUAGUCAAAAAUGGAGCAGAUAUUAACAACACUGUAUAUUUCAAUAAAUCACCAUUAAUUUUAGCCAUAGAAGAAGGUAAUAAACCAGUGGUAGAAUUAUUAAUUAAGAAUGGAGCUGAUAUUCAUUUUGUCACUGAAUAUGGAAUAACUGCGAUUGUUGCGGCCAUUAAUAAUAAUUAUCUAGAGUUAGUUGAAAUAUUAAUAGACGCAGGAGCUGAUAUUAAUCCUGCCCCUGGACCACUAGCCCCGUUGGAGCGAGCAAUUUUUAUGAAUAAGUAUGAAAUAUGUGAAUACUUAAUACAACGGGGUGCUAACAUCAAUGGUGUUAUUGGAGAUAGUUCGCCAUUACAGGCAGCCGCUCAAAGUGGAAACAAAGAAUUGAUCGAGUUACUUAUCAAAAAUGGCGCAGAUGUGAACUAUGUGUCCGAAUAUUGUAGUUCAGCUUUAGAAACUGUUUGUGUGUGUAAUAAUCUUGAAUUAGCAAAAAUAUUGAUUGACGCCGGUUCGGAUGUUAUUAUAUCAUUAGAUCACUAUUCCCCAUUACAAUCAGCUAUCAAGCAUAACAAUCAAGAAUUGGUUGAGUACCUAAUCAACUACUGUACUAAUGCUAAAAUUACUUGCAAUUAUUCAGCGGCAUUAAUAUAUGCUGUUCAAGAGUACAGAAAGGAAUUGGUGGAGUUACUGAUAAAAAAUGGUGCCAAUAUCGAUUACACGCCAAAAUAUGGGCGUUCACCUCUUUGCUCAAGUAUUAGGUACCGCAGUUCUGAAAUAACAAAAAUUUUAGUAAAAGCCGGCGCUGAUAUAAAUCUGCUUACAGAAAAAUGGACACCAUUAAUUGAAGCUGUAAGAAUGAAAGACUACAAAAUGGCUGAGUACUUGAUAGAUAAUGGUGCUGAUGUAAAUGUUCAUGACGGUUAUGAAACGCCACUAGCUAUUGCUAUUCGGGAUCAUAGAAACGAAAUCGUUAGAUUAUUAGUUAGGCAUGAUGCUAAUGUUAAUAUUGAGGCAGCCAAUGGACAAACAAUUCUGGCUUAUGCUAUCCAGGAAAACAAUUUUGAAUCAACUGAAAUAUUAAUUAAUGCUGGCGCUGAUGUAAGUGUCACUAUUAAUAAUGUUGGAUCAUUAUUACAUUUGGCGCUUUCUCGAUCUGGACCAGAAAUUAUUAGUCUAUUGCUCGAUGUUGGUGUUGAUAUUAAUUUCGUUAACGAAAAUGGUGAUACCGCAAUUGAUGUUUUCUCGAAUACCCAAAAGGCCCAGACAUUAAUUAAGGAGCAUGUUAUUAAAUUAAAAGCUGCUAAUUCAUAUCUUAUCGAUAAAUGUUUAGAUGCUGUGAAAGAUGAUCAAUUUAAUGAUUUUUACGCCCAGUGCUUGGAUGAAAUUGAUUUUUUGAAGACACAAUGGUUCUCCUGGAAAAUGAGUUUCUAUGAUAUUUUAAACUCGUGUGUGAGUAAAAUAUCUCGAAGUAUUAGAUCCAUCAGUAGAGAUGAUAUUAUCUUAGAUCAAAAGUCACUACGCAGUAAAUUUAAGCUGUAUGGAGGAAUUAUCUACUAUCGUCUGUUAAAAGCUGAGCCGCGUAAAGAAUUGUUGGUUCGUGCUGAUAAAAUAAUUUCUAAUUUAUUUGGUUAUUUGCUACAAGAUAUUUAUGUACAAGAUAUUUUUGACUAUUUUAGUGAUGAGGAUCUUAAGAUUUUGUGUGGUCUAAACUAAUCAUUAGAAUUAAGAGUCAAAUUCACCUGUACUCGUUGUAAGUCAGAUUUUAAAUUCAAUAUUUUUCUUGAAUCAAUUAUUAUUUAUUCGAUGUACUUUUGUAAAUAUACAUAAAAUAAAUAUGUUUUCU